AUGACCACAUCUCCAGACCCGCCCUGGGUCAUGAAGAAGGCGGUUCUUGUUUCUAUACCUGAUUCUGAAGUUGCUUGUUCUGCAAGCCUUCGUAUCUUCCAUGAUAUAAAUACUAACAAAGGAUCCAUCUCCCUCAAGAUUAGAGCGGAUCUCGCUAACCUGAGGGGCACAUUACAGGACCUGACAUUGAGUAUCCUUCCAAAAAGAGUCGAAGAAUGUGCGUUAUCCUUGACAAACAACGACGGCCUCUGUUCUCCUCGAUUGGUUUCCAUGCUCCGGGCGUCUGUGCAAGAUAUUCGGGCCGUCUCAACACUGAGUCUGACACUCGGUACGACCGGCAUUGUUCUUUGUCCACGUGGGAUGGAGUAUUUAAGCCCAGCCAAUCCAAAAGACAUGAAUUUUUACGCCUUUGCAGAGAUCUGUCAAUCCAAAUCUCUACGUCUACACUUUUCUAAUCGACAAUUUGUGGACGACCAACCUGAUCGGUUGAAGACUUUCUCCUUAGCCCUGAACAGAAAAAAUUUUGAGGCAGAGUCUUUUAAACGCCCUCUCUCUGGCGUGGACGAGCGGGAUUGGACUGUCUUUAGUCUGUCACCCGAUCCACCCCCACAUUAUGAGGAGCCUGUGCCCGAGCAGGUGAAGCAAGUGGAUCCACCCUUAUAUUCUGAGGAAUCUGAGUCCAAGCAGGUGAUUGGAAAACGGUACAGAGACCAGUGGACAAUGUCACCCGAUGAUAAUAGAAGACGAAAACGACUGCUCCUCUCAUCCCCACAACCGCCAGGCUCUGCCGCCGAAGUUGAUACACCAAGUACUUGCUCCCCGUCACCGUCAUCAAUCCGCCCAACUUACUUUACGCGUGCUUUCUCUCCUGGCCGCGCAGACCGUAACAUACUUGCACGUCUCGAACAUGAGCUCCGUGGUGUUUCCGAUGACCUAAUCUGUAAAUUAUUAAUUCGAACAGGGCGCCGACAUCUGCUGGCCCACCCAGAAGAAGUAGACAGUGACCUGCCAUCCAACUCUAAAAAAGUCAGCUUUGCCAAGGUCGAACGGAUUGAACGCCCGCUCAAACAAUAUAUCGACGAGAUGAUUGAGCGCCGCCUCACACCUGUUGUCAACGAGAUCGUCGAUAGUGCUGUGAGCGACGGUCGUGAUCAGAUCUCCGACGGAUGUAAAAUAAACGAAGUCGAAUUUCGCGAGCAGGUCGACGAUGGUAACUCCGAGGUACGCAUGACGGCCAAUGAAUGUAUGAAGGAAAUACAGGAACAAGCACAAUGGUAUAUGGAUGAAAUAGAAGAACAAGCGCAAAAGCGCAUGGAUGAUAUCGAGAAUCAGAGAAUCGAGGUUGAGAUGUCUAUGGAGAAAAAAGUUGCAAAGUUCGAGCGCUGGUUCAAUGCUUCUGCACCGUCCUUACUUGAUGGCAAGUCAAGCCCUACCCAUGAGCUGGGCACUGAUGCCAGACGCAGUUCCAUUUAG
Messenger RNA from Aspergillus glaucus CBS 516.65, 1473 nucleotides. RefSeq lists its product as uncharacterized. The transcript has 2 exons. Bases 1 to 1473 code for a protein of 490 amino acids. The record is from RefSeq and is a predicted model, not a curated record. NCBI's taxonomy places the organism in Eukaryota, Fungi, Ascomycota, Eurotiomycetes, Eurotiales, Aspergillaceae.